AUGGCUGAUCUAGACAGCGACUACUCCAAUUUCCGUCGCCGUUGUGCAAGGGUCAAACGGAAAGCCGACGCCAUGGAGUCCGACGGAAACGUACAAGAACAGCGUAUCGCCGAACUAGUCGAAGUCGUCCCCGACGGCGAUGUUCUCUUCCAAGUCGGUAGGGGCAAGGGCGCCCUUGACAUCAAGGUGUCUGGAACAGUUGUCAGCCUCGCCUCGGAGGUGUUCUCGCGCAUGUUGUCAUCAUCGUUCAUCGAAGGAAGAACCAAGGUCAUUUGCUUGCCAGAGGAUGACCCAAAAAUCAUCUUGAACCUCCUCAAGAUAUUCCACCACAAAUACGAAGAUGUCGAUCAUCUCAAAAAGACGGAUCUGCUCAAGCUGAUAACGGCCGCUGAAAUGCGACUAUGCAUUCCAACAUUGAAGCCGUGUGUUUUGACCAGGCUUUCCAGUGUCAUUGGAGAAAUUGACAUAAUUUCUCUGGCAUACUGGAACAAUAUUUACAAUGCUGAGAUCUGGAGAACGCAGCUCGACAAUGACAGGAUGGAGCUUCUAUAUGCAGCCGUCGUGUUCCGUCUCGAGAGCUUAUUUUGGAAAACGACAAGGGUUCUGAUCUUUUCAGAGGAUUUCCUUUUUUGCGUAAUCGUGAGGAUGCUAGCGAAGCUGAAAAUUGCUGUGAAAUCUCAUGAAGACAUGUCAGACGCAGUGUCAAUCGCGAUUCCUGUCGACAAUAUUCGCAUGCCUGGCAAGAAAAAUUCCCCUCAAGGAAACCGCACCCACUUGCCAAUCCAACAAGUACGGGUAUUUGAUGCUUCAAUUAAAGCAUCAAGGGAUUACACCCGAAAUAGGGGCAUCAUGCGCGCCAACGGUGCGGACGAUGGCAUACAACGUGCGAGCCGUAGCUGCAAGUCUCACCAGCAACAACGCUACCUGGAAAAGUCUGAAGGGGGAAGCAUGUACCCACAAUUGUAG
Molecule: messenger RNA, 966 nt
Organism: Fonsecaea multimorphosa CBS 102226
Lineage: Eukaryota; Fungi; Ascomycota; Eurotiomycetes; Chaetothyriales; Herpotrichiellaceae
Exons: 2
Coding region: 1-966 (321 amino acids)
Source: RefSeq, a predicted model, not a curated record